This is a messenger RNA of Epinephelus fuscoguttatus (brown-marbled grouper), 1191 nucleotides long. Its product is annotated as NAD(P)H dehydrogenase [quinone] 1-like. The transcript is spliced from 6 exons. The coding region runs from base 131 to 946 and encodes 271 amino acids. The record is from RefSeq and is a predicted model, not a curated record. Gene Ontology annotation, cellular component: cytosol. Lineage: Eukaryota; Metazoa; Chordata; Actinopteri; Perciformes; Serranidae. Gene Ontology annotation, molecular function: NAD(P)H dehydrogenase (quinone) activity.
UGCAAAUGAGCCAGAGGGCUUGGUGUAUUUAAACAGCGUGCUGAGUGUUGCUCUGGGAUGAGCUUCCCUUUCCAGCAACACACCAGCUAACUUAAAGCUCAUCAUUCACAGUUUGACAUCUUGCUUCAGAAUGGCAAAGAAAGUGUUGAUCGUGUAUGCCCACCAGAGCUCUGGCUCAUUUAACGCUGCAGCCAAAAAUGCUGCUGUGGAGGUUCUAACAGCUCAGGGCUGCACAGUAGCAGUAUCUGACCUAUACGCCAUGAAGUUUAAAGCCACUGCUACAGCUGAGGACAUCAAUGGAGAAGUCAAGAAUGUGGAUCAUUUCCGUUACGCAGAAGAGACCAAACUGGCGUGGGAGGAAGGAAAACUAUCUGCUGACCUCACCGAAGAGCAACACAAACUCACUGAGGCAGACCUCAUCAUCUUCCAGUUCCCCAUGUACUGGUUUACUGUUCCUGCGAUCAUGAAGGGCUGGAUGGAUCGGGUGCUCACACUGGGCUUUGCCUACUCACAAGAGAAGCGAUACAGCCAGGGAGUCUUCAAGGACAAGAUGGCCAUGCUGUCCUUCACCACUGGGUCUCAGGAGUCCAUGUUCAGUGCUGAUGGCAUUAAUGGAGACAUGAAUGUCACACUGUGGCCCCUGCAGAAUGGCAUCCUGCACUACUGUGGCUUCCAGGUUCUGGCUCCUCAGAUCUUCUGGGCCCCGUCUCAUGUUGCCCCUGAGGUGCGUGGCGCCAUGCUGGAGGGCUGGCGUACACGACUGCAAGGUCUCCUAGGCGAAAAACCACUUUCCUUUAUUCCCUUGGACUGCUUUGAUAAGGAGAAGGGUUACCAGCUGAAGCCAGAGGUCCACGAGAAGCAUGCUGCCAAGGAGUUUGGACUGACUGUGGGAAUCCACCUGGGAAAGGCACUACCACCUAACAACCAAAUUAAAGCUGGAGUCUAAAUGUCAAGCAAGUCUUUAUGUGGUGGAAAAUAAAGGCUGCAUGUACCUGCUGAUGUUUCUCAGCAGUUAUUUUUAGUUUAAGGUGCUGGCUCUGUGUUACACAGAACUUUUGAGCCUGUGUAUUUGAGGUUUUGCUUACUGGGAAUUUUACAACAUGGCAUUAAAAUGGCCUACAACUGUUUCCAGAGGUUAAUUCAUAGCAGUGGCCAACCUCCUGCCCCUUGUAUAUUUCAGUGCCCCCUAGA